AUGGUUCAAGCCAACAAAAGCUUUAUUGUUAACCGCACUAGUCUUAGAACGAGCAACCCAAAGUCAAUUGACUUUUGGACUGGUAAAUUGGGAAUGUCUUUGAUCAAGACGCACCAGGCUGAGGAUGGUAAGACUACUUCUUACUUUUUAAACUACCCUCAACCAGAGGAUGAGGGGAAAGAUGUAACAGCCAGAUCUGGUGUAUUGGAGUUAGUUUAUGUUAGCGAUGCCACGACCUCGACCUCGACCUCGACCUCCACCACAACCAAGAUCAAUAACGGAAACGGAGAAACUGAUCGUGGUUUUGGUCACGUUUGUAUCUCAGUCGACAAUAUCGAAGUAGCUGAAAAGAAAUUUUUGGAUGCUGGUGUCAGGUUCAAGAAGAAAUUGAGCGAGGGAAGACAGCACGACAUUGCAUUUUUGUUAUCUGACUACGAUGAUUACUGGGUUGAAUUAAUCGAAAAUGGCAUUGACAAGAAAGAAGGAGAGUCAAACAUUGCAUCAUACCGUUUGAACCAUUCCAUGAUCAGAGUUGUCGAAAUUGAAAAAUCCUUAAAGUUUUACCGUGACUUGGGAUUGAAAUUAUUCAAGAGGUUGGACUUUGAAGGUGCCAAAUUCUCAUUAUACUUUUUGGGCUACAACCACGAUCCAAACUUUGAAGAAGGUUCAUUAAGCUUCAAGGAACUAAGCAAAUACCAAUCAUUGAUUGAAUUGACUUAUAAUUGGGAGAAUGAAAAAGGUUUCAAAGGUUACAAUUUGGGAGAGCAAGGGUUCAGAAACAUUGUAAUUGCUGGUGACACCAUUACGGAGCAAAAGACUAUUGAGGAUCCUGAUAGCUACAAAGUUGAACUAAGCACAUUAUGA
Lodderomyces elongisporus is the source of this 864-nucleotide messenger RNA. It is a transcript of the gene GLO1, whose product is annotated as lactoylglutathione lyase. Gene Ontology annotation, molecular function: lactoylglutathione lyase activity; metal ion binding. The transcript has a single exon. NCBI's taxonomy places the organism in Eukaryota, Fungi, Ascomycota, Pichiomycetes, Serinales, Debaryomycetaceae. Bases 1 to 864 code for a protein of 287 amino acids. The record is from RefSeq and is a predicted model, not a curated record.